ACGCUACUGAGAACUUUAAUAUACAUUAAACAAAGCGAAUUGAAGAAAUAUGAGAAUUAUUAUUUAGACUCGUCGAAACCGGCAGAUAAGCCCCGCCCACUCAAUGUUCGUCCAUGUUUUUGCCAUUCAAUGCGUUUAUUCUAUUUCUAUGAGAGAAGAGAGGCGCGUUGCCGCAUCUGAGCAUCACAGUCAUCAUGUCUUACGGAAUGAUGGACAGCUGUCACUCACAGCCGAGAGAUUUCAGCAAUCUCACUCAGACAUGCAGCUCAAACAUCCAGAAAAUCACACAAAACACUGGCCAAAUCAAGAGCAUGCUGUUCCAACUCAGUACCAGACCGGACACACCAGAACUUCAGGACAGACUCCAGCAAAUGCAGCACUACACAAACCAGUUAGCAAAAGAGACCAACAGACAUCUGAAAGAGCUGGGCUCUUUGCCACAGCCGCAGUCCCCUUCGGAACAGCGGCAGCAGAGGAUCCAGAAAGACCGUCUGAUGAAUGACUUCUCGGCCGCCCUCAACAACUUCCAAGUGGUCCAGCGCCGAGCUGCGGAGAGGGAGCGCGAAUCAGUGGCCAGGGCGCGAGCUGGAUCCAGACUCCAGGUUGAUGAGCUCAAUCAAGAUGAACAGCUUGUGACGUUUGAAAAAAAUGAAGGGUGGCGAAUGCAGACAGAAGAGGAGCCUGUGACCGAAGAAGACCUGGAGCUUAUUAAAGAGAGAGAGACCAAUAUCCGUCAGCUGGAGUCAGACAUCAUGGAUGUGAAUCAGAUCUUCAAGGAUCUCGCAGUCAUGAUCCAUGACCAAGGUGACAUGAUAGAUAGCAUUGAAGCCAACGUGGAGAGUGCAGAGGUGCAUGUGGAGCGAGGGGCCGAGCAGAUCCAGCAGGCGGCCUAUUAUCAGAGAAAAUCCCGCAAGAGGAUGUGUAUCCUGGCUCUUGUCAUGUCGCUAGUGGCAACCAUCUUUGCUAUAAUCAUUUGGCAAGCAGUCAGAUAAGAUGAGAGCUGAACCUGACUGAAGUGCUGGAUCCUGCUCCAGUGCUGAGUGUGUGUGUGUGUGUGUGUGUGUGUGUGUGUUUGGGUCAGAGGUGGCCUUUACCAUUGUGUUUAUUAUAUUAACUCCUUAUGUUACUCUUAAUAGUCUAUUUAAAAUGCAUUCUAUCCACACAUUAAAAUCACGACCGGGAACAAAAUCAACAUUCAAUCUUCAUCACUCCCUCAGCCCCUCAGCGUUAAUGACCAAGGCCAUGAGAGCAAAAAAAUAAAAAUUAAAUAAUAGGGAUUAGAUAAGUGAUUUAAUACAAUAUGAAUAAGAAUAGGCUACAUCAAGAGGAAAUGUUUUACACUUAGGUUGAUCUGAUUUUGACAUUUAGAGCUUGUCUUUCUGAUAAUGAAGUGCUGCAAAAGCAAAAGUUUAUCUUUAUACAGCGAUCUCAUAACGUCGUGUUCAGUUGACAUCUGAGCAAGUGUGGACAGUCUUUCUUGCAGCAUGUUGGACCGCAGGAAUGAUUUUAUCAGCCGCAGACGCCAGAUAUAAAUAUAGAAAAUAAACAUGGAAAAAAUGUACUGAAACUAAAACUAGGUGGCAGCAAAUCAUUCUCUUACAGUUUUUUACAAUCGCUAGGACACAUUUCUCAGGUGUUUAUUGUGUUUGAACUUGUUUUGAGGAUGGCAUUGCUUGGCACUCUUGGCAUUGCUCGAGGAUCUUGCUGUGCGUGCCAUAUGUACCUAAUCUUGAGACUAAGUCUGCAAAAAUACAAGCACAUUAUCUGCUUUACACUUAGUUUGCAAUUGUAAAACAAACUUUUAACACAGUUCUCUACAUUAGACACAUAACUAAAAAAAUAGCAGCUAUUGUGUUUCAUUUAAGAAAUUUAAUACCACAAUCAUUUCCCGAUUACCUACACCCAGUGAUCAUGUGAAAACACUUAUUGAUAAAUUGAUCAAAACUCGUUUUGAUCAUUUUUUUAACCUCCUGCAUUCCUGUUUAUAGUGUAAAUAUACCUAAUUUGAUCACUUAGAAAUCAAAACUCAAUGAUUUGAGAAACAAAUACAUUUUUCACUCUUGCAUUUCUGUUUAUUUUGUAAAUACUGAUUGUAGGGACGCAGAUGGGGUUUAGAAGUCUGUUUCUGACGCGUGCUUUGCCUUGAAUAAAUGAAGUUAUUGUCCAUACCUUUGGAAUAAAGUCGGAUAUGCCAAUCCAUUUAUUGUCCAUUUAGCAUUGCAAAUAACAAAAAUAAAAUUAAAAUAAAACUUCAAACUUAACUUCGAUUUUCUACUCAAAAAACAAAAAUACCAUUCAAAACAAACUGUUAACGGGCACGAGCACAGUCCUGCACUAUACGCUGCAUGCUCGACAUGGCACGGUCAAAAAGUUUGUUUGAACUUCCAUUGCGCCACCUGUAUCUCAUUAGCACUUGGGUUAAAUAUACUCACAUGCCCUCUAGUGUCACAAACAAAAAUUACAAUUCAAUAUAAUGGCUCCAACACUGAUUAUGCAUACAAGUCAAGUCACCUUUAUUUCUAUAGUGCUUUAUACAAUACAUACUGUUUCGAAGCAGCUUCACAGGAGUAACAAGUUCAAAUUCUGCUGUAAAGCAGCUCUAACAAGUCAAUAGUGUCAUUAUUCAUCUCACGUCAGUUCAGUGUUGAUUCAGUUCAGUUCAAUAACAUUAAUCAAUUGUGAAUACAUACUGUAUAUAUACAGUGUAUUUGUGCUGUAUUUACUGUAGAAAUGUAGCAAAUUGCUGUCUUAUAAAAGAGUAUGUAAAUGUGGAAAUUGGCCUGUAGGUUCACAGAGUUUUUAUGGUAGUUGUGUCUAAUUGAGAAUUGUAUUCAUGUAAAUCAAAAGAUGUAGUCAUUGAAUGCAUUGUGUGCCAAAGCAGUGAUAAAUGAUCCACAGUUUAGCUCACAUAGACUGAUAAUGUGAUCACUGUGAAGAGAUUUGAGAAAUGUGUCCUAGUGAUUGUGAAAACUGUAACGAGUGAGUCAUUCAAUCAUUCAGUCAAAUGAUUCCUUCAGUUGUUCGGUUUUAAGUCACCUAACAUGAACUUCUUGUUUAUGAUAUAAAUAUUAAAAACAAGAAUUCAUACAGGGAUAUUUUUGCCACAUAUAUCUUGAUUUUUGGGGAGCAUUUUUAUUAAUUUUGUUGCCAUUUUUGCCCCAAGCCCCUUUGAUUUCUGUGAUGGUGGGUAGGACUCUUUGUGUGUGUGUGUGUGUGUGUGUGUGUGUGUGUGUGUGUGUGUGUGUGUGUGUCAGUGUGUGUGUUUGUGUGUGUCUGUGUAUUUAUUUUAUGCAUGCGCUGGCAUGUAUUUAGGAAAAAAUAACUUCAAUUUCUGUAGGAAUGGCUCAUAAAAAUUGUCUCAAAUAUUUGUAAUCAUAUACACCCUUAUAAGACAUAAAUCAAGCAUCUCAUCACCUCAGAUCAAACUUAAUUGGCACUUUAAAUGGUAUAUUUUGUUCAUUAAUAUGGAUCAGAUCUCAAUGUUAUGAGCCAUUCAUGCAGAAAUACAGACCAUUUCAAAGUGUUUCACUAAUCCUGCACUUAUGUGUCAGACACUGAUAGUAAGAGAGUAGUUUCCAUAUAAUAUGUUUGUCUCUGAAUUAUCUGGAGCAUAUACAGUACAGCAUUGAAAACAAGACUUCAGUUUGCAUGAAUGUAAUUCCUUUUACAAAUGGUAUUUUGUUGCAAGUCUUCAACAAGGUUCAAGGUUCAUUUUUCUCAGCUGAAAUUAUGCAAAAUAAUAAUACUUUGUUUAUUCUCAAGAAAUAUUUAUUUCUUAAAAUUAAUUAAAAGAAACUGUUCUAAUGUUGUGUAUGAUUUGAUGCACAGUGCUUUGAUCUCACAAGUAAAUGUAUUUCUUGAUAGUACCUAAUAAAGAUGAAAUAAGUUUUAA
Ctenopharyngodon idella (grass carp) is the source of this 3892-nucleotide messenger RNA. RefSeq names its product syntaxin 12, like (gene stx12l). Gene Ontology annotation, biological process: vesicle fusion; vesicle-mediated transport; intracellular protein transport. The transcript is spliced from 10 exons. Gene Ontology annotation, molecular function: SNARE binding; SNAP receptor activity. NCBI's taxonomy places the organism in Eukaryota, Metazoa, Chordata, Actinopteri, Cypriniformes, Xenocyprididae. Bases 195 to 992 code for a protein of 265 amino acids. Gene Ontology annotation, cellular component: synaptic vesicle; SNARE complex; endomembrane system. The record is from RefSeq and is a predicted model, not a curated record.